AUGGCAAAGGUUUCCAGCAAGAAGACCUCGGUUAAGAAGACCGAGUCUUCCAAGACCACAAAGUCCAUCCCCCCUCAAAUGAUCGCCUCAGUCGCGGCUUUCUUGUCGGAGAAUUUCCCAGAGACUAGCGCCGCCUUCACCAAGGAAGCAAAGUCGGGCAAGACGAGCGAUGCGAAGAAUGUCCCCUCUCUCUUGGAACUCUUCCAAGCUUCAGAGCAGGCAUCUGGCGUGAAGAAGUCUACUAGCCCCAGUUCUUCUUCCAGCUCAAGCAGCAGCUCCGAUAGCGACUCGGAUGUUGAGAUGGGCGACGCCACUCGCUCCUCCUCCUCCUCUUCGUCUUCCUCUUCCAGCUCCGACAGCGAUGCGGAUGAUGAGGAUGACGAUAAGCCCCCUGCGGCUCCCACCCCCGCCCCCGUCGCGGCCAAAAAGUCUGCCGGUGUGAAGCGCAAGGCCGAAUCUAGUGGCGAGUCUAGCAGCUCCUCCGACUCCUCUUCCUCUUCCUCCGAAGAUGACAGCCCUAAGGCUAAGAAGGCCAAGACCUCCCCAACCCCGAAGGAUGCAUCUUCCUCUUCCUCUUCAUCCGAAUCUUCAUCCUCGUCUUCGGAUUCUUCCAGCUCUGACUCUGAUUCCUCGUCGAGCUCUUCUUCUUCUGAUUCCUCUGAUUCCUCGUCUGACUCUUCUUCCGACUCUUCCGACUCUUCCGACUCCUCUUCCUCCGACUCUUCCUCUGAGUCCGAGUCCGAGUCUGAGAAGGAAUCUAAGAAGGCCCUGAAGAAGGCAAAGAAGACUCCUCUUCCCGAGUCCGACUCCUCUUCUGACUCCGAAUCUUCCUCAUCCGGCAGCAACACCCUCGCUCCUUCCCCGGAGACCGAGACUAAGCCCACUAUGAAGGCUGUGGAGGCCGUGCUGACCACCUCCUCAAGCGCCAGCCCCGCUCCUGGCAACGGACCUGCCAAGAAGAAGCACACCGGAGCUCGCCCCACCCCUCUGGCUCUCCUGAGCGAGUUGCCUCAUAACCACCCCUCGAACGACUACAUUUCGUAUGCCUACGCGGAACGCGCCUGGAAGGACCUGUCUGUGACUCGUGGCAAGGGCUUUACCAAAGAAAAGAACAAGAAGAAGCGUGGUUCCUACCGCGGUGGUCCCAUCGACAUCGCCCCCUGCACCACCUCUUUCAAGUUUGAGGACUAA
Molecule: messenger RNA, 1191 nt
Organism: Penicillium digitatum Pd1
Lineage: Eukaryota; Fungi; Ascomycota; Eurotiomycetes; Eurotiales; Aspergillaceae
Product: nucleolar and coiled-body phosphoprotein 1 family protein
Source: RefSeq, a predicted model, not a curated record